UCACAGCGAAGCUCUUCAUACUGGCAGUGCGGUGAAUACAGCACAAGUGGUGAAAGUCUAAAAGGCUCACGAAAAACAGAAAGAAAGAAAAGAAAUAAUAAAAGUAUUCUUAAAAAUGGAUGCAGCUUUUCACAAGACAACAAAAAAAGAGACUGCCGGGCAGGCGACAAUGUAUAUUGAAGAGCAGCCUAACAAAGGUGGUGUUUUGUCUUGUAUAUUUUCUCUGAAAGAAGAAGUUGGUGCCCUGGCUAAAGCUCUUCGCUUGUUUGAGGGAAAUGGCAUCAAUCUUACACAUAUUGAGUCCCGGCCAUCUCGCCUUAAUAAGGGAGAGUAUGAGUUCUUUGUUAAUGUAGAUGCCACCUGCUCAAAAAGUCUGGAAGAAGUAAUCGACCAUCUAAGAGCUCAGAUCAGUGGACAUAUUAUUGAAUUAUCUCGCAACAAGAUAAAAGAUACAGUUCCCUGGUUUCCAAGGGAUAUUCAGGACCUAGAUAGAUUUGCCAACCAGAUCUUAAGCUAUGGAUCAGAAUUAGAUGCAGAUCAUCCGGGAUUUACAGAUCCUGUGUAUCGCGCCCGUAGAAAGGAAUUUGCUGACAUUGCUUACAACUAUAAAUAUGGUCAACCCAUUCCCAGAGUGGAAUACACUGAAGAAGAGAAAAACACGUGGAGCACAGUUUUUCAGAAGCUUAAGUCUCUCUACCCGACUCAUGCUUGUAAAGAGCACAACCAAGUCUUCCCUCUCUUAGAGAAGUACUGUGGCUACAAGGAAGAUAACAUUCCUCAGCUAGAAGAUAUCUCCAAAUUUUUACAAUCCUGUACAGGUUUCAGCCUUCGCCCUGUAGCUGGACUUCUCUCUUCUCGUGAUUUUCUGGCUGGUCUGGCAUUUCGGGUCUUCCAUUCAACGCAGUAUAUCCGCCAUUCAUCAAAACCAAUGUAUACACCUGAGCCUGAUAUUUGCCAUGAGGUUUUAGGCCAUGUUCCUUUGUUUGCUGAUCCAAGUUUUGCCCAGUUUUCACAGGAAAUUGGCUUGGCAUCCCUAGGCGCCCCUGAUGAAUAUAUUGAGAAGCUUGCAACAGUGUACUGGUUUACUGUGGAGUUUGGUCUAUGUAAACAGGAUUCUGAAAUCAAGGCUUAUGGAGCUGGACUUCUGUCAUCUUUUGGAGAACUUCAGUACUGUUUGACAGACAAACCUGAAGUUCAUCCAUUUGAUCCAGAAAAGACAGCUGUUCAGAAAUAUCCUAUUACCGAGUUUCAGCCUGUGUAUUUUGUGGCAGAAAGCUUUGAUAAUGCAAAAGAAAAAGUCAGGAAAUUUGCUGCAACCAUUCCCAAACCUUUCUCAUUACGGUACAAUCCUUAUACUCGGAGUGUUGAGGUUCUGGACAACGUCCAGCAGCUGCAGAAUCUAGCUGAUAACAUUAAUGGAGAGCUUGCAACUCUGUGCAGUGCUUUAAAGAAGAUGGUGUAAGGAAGAAACUGAGUGAUGGCCCUUUGUUUGGCAGUGAAAUAUUAUGUGCACAUGGAAUUUUACUUACGUCCACACUGCUGUUAAAGUGCAUGAACUAGUUAUUAUUGUAGGCAUAAUUAAUGCAUUGCCAGUGAUUUCAAAUUUCAAAAUUGUUUUCUUUUCUCAAAAAUCUCUUUAAUUAUAUAUAAGUAUAUUUAUAUCAUAAAUAUUAAUGAUACACCAAAUGAACUUCUGUUGUAUUUAGUGGUCACAUACUAGUUUAGGAAAAAAGUAAUUGUUUUGUCCACUCAACAACAAUAUUUUAAUCACUGCAUUUAGUUUUAGAAAACCUUCUAUAUCAUUUCUUCAGUCAGUAUUGUAUAUGGGUUUUAUUUUUCAAAUUUCAUCCUGAAAUCUCUACCCAUAUUUCUUUAGAUUUAAUCUAAUUUAGGUAUAUGUAAUUUUAAAUAUUUUAUAUCAAGCAUUAUAAUACAUAUAUCUCCAAUUUUAAAUAACAAAAGAUUUAAAAUGAUAAAUUUACUAUGUAAAGUGUAUGAAUAAAUUGUAUACUCCUGUC
Molecule: messenger RNA, 2018 nt
Organism: Polypterus senegalus (gray bichir)
Lineage: Eukaryota; Metazoa; Chordata; Cladistia; Polypteriformes; Polypteridae
Gene: pah
Product: phenylalanine hydroxylase
Exons: 13
Coding region: 116-1462 (448 amino acids)
Biological process (GO): L-tyrosine biosynthetic process; L-phenylalanine catabolic process
Molecular function (GO): iron ion binding; phenylalanine 4-monooxygenase activity
Source: RefSeq, a predicted model, not a curated record